Plasmodium vinckei vinckei is the source of this 4536-nucleotide messenger RNA. RefSeq names its product conserved Plasmodium protein, unknown function. The record is from RefSeq and is a predicted model, not a curated record. Bases 1 to 4536 code for a protein of 1511 amino acids. The transcript has a single exon. Lineage: Eukaryota; Apicomplexa; Aconoidasida; Haemosporida; Plasmodiidae.
AUGGAUGAACUAGACAAGUUUUUAACUUAUGAAUAUAUUAGAGAAUAUCUAUUCAAAAAUAGCAGAUAUGAUAUAGCAUUAGGAGAGUAUCAUAAAGUUUUAAAAUGUAGAGAAGGGAAAGAGGGACAUAAUAAAAAGUAUAGUUCUUUUGAUUUGAAUGUUUUAACAUUAUAUGAUGAAUUAAUUGAUGUAUUUAGAUAUAAUAAUUAUUUUAUAAAAAAAUGUGAAUUUACAUUUUUAAAAAUAAGUAGAAAUACAUAUCAAGGGCGUUCUCAUAUAUCUUUUGGGAGAAAUGGAUCAGAAACAAAAACAAUAAAUAAUCCCUUACGAAAUAAAAAUGAUGAGUCCAAAAAAAAGGAAAUAAAUUAUAAUUGUAUAGUAGAUGGUAAUAAAGUUUCAAAUAUUAAGGAUGUAUUGAAAGACACUUUUGAUGCUUUGAUAUUUUAUAUGAUAGAUAAAUAUAAUAUAAAAUUAAGAAUGAGUCAUUCAUAUAAAAUUCAAGAAAUAUCUAACUAUUCAAUAACUAAUGAAGAAGUUUUUAAAUUUUUGAAAAAUGAUAAUUAUUAUAGAAUAGAUUUAAAUAAGUUACAAUAUGAUAUUAAUGAUUAUUCACAUUUAUUUUAUAAAAAUAUUACACAAUUUAUAGAUUUUUUCAAAUACAUGAAAGACAUACAUUCUUGUGCAUAUCUGAUCUCCUUAUUAAUAAGAAUAAUUGCUGAUAAAAAUAAAAUUCAAAAAUAUAGUUCUCAAUUAUUUUUUUGUAAAAGGAAUGAUGAAUGUAUAUCUAACCUUUAUAUAAAUUAUGUUAAACAAAAUCAAGACAAUUUUCAAAAAAUAUUUUUUAAUAGUAAACUAGUAAACAUACAUAAUAUUAUUGCAUCUAAAAUUUCGUUAAUAGAAGAAGUUAAAAAAAAAAUAAUACAUCGAAAAGAUUUAAUAUAUCCCGAUGAACUUGUGAUAUGUUCUUUUGUUAAAUCUUUUUACAAUUUCAAACCUAUGAAACCCGAAAAUGAAAAUCCCAAAAAAGACUUACUCUUUCAAAGAAGUAAACUAUUAUCUAAUAAUCCAACUACUAAUAAUGUAUUAUCAACAUCCUAUCAUCAAGAUAUUCAAAAUAAAAAAACAAAAAAAGUGCUAUUAAAUGAAAUAAAAUCCAAAGGUGAUUCAAUAAUAGUAAAGGAUAGUCAUAACACAUUUAAUGAAUCUGAUAAACAAAUUAUAAAAAUAAAUUUAGAAAAUGAAAUAAUUGAUAAUGAUAAUUUAGAAAGUACUGUUGCUAGUUCGGUUAAUAAUAUAAACCCUAUUACAGAUGUAAAUAAUACUGAAUAUACAUCAAAUGAAUCAAAAAAAAUAAGACAAAAAAAUGAUUCUACUAUUAUAGAUUCUCUCGAAAUUGAAAAUGUAGAAAAAAAUACUAACAACAGUUCUACUACAAAUAAAUCAAAAAAUAGAAGUAAUAGUGAGUCCUUUAAAGAAAAUAUUGAAGAUGAUAAAAAAAGUGAAUCAACAACAAAAAGUGAUAAAAACAAAUUAUCAUGUUAUGAAAUUUUAAAAAAAAGAAGUAUUACUCGAUGUUCUACUAGAUUAUCUACUAAAAAUAUGGCUAAAGAUGAUAUCAAAGAUUUGUCAAAUGCACAAAACAAAAACAGUAACCAUUCUAACAAUAACAACACUAACAAUAACCGUCCUAAAAAUAAUAACCGAUCUAAUAACCAUAAUAAUAAUGCUGGAAAUAAGAGAAACGAUAGUAAACGCACAAAUAGUACUUCAAAUAAUAAGAGUGACAAUAAAUAUAAUAGUAGUACCAAGGAAGGAACAAAGAAUAUUGAGAAAAAGCCAAACACAAACACAAAUAAUAAAACUAAUGCAGAGAAUGAGAAAAAGCCAAACACAAACACAAAUAAUAAAACUAAUGCAGAGAAUGAAAAAAAGCCAAACACAAACACAAAUAAUAAAGCUAAUGCAGAGAAUGAAAAAAAACAAAUUUCAAAUGGAAUAAAAAAAAAAGAAACAAAUAUAAAUCCACAAAAAAGUAAUGAAAAAGUAACUAUCGAAAAAAAGACACACAUAGACAGUAGAGAAAAAUCAAAUAAUGAAAAAAAAAAUACUGAAGCAAACUCAAAAGAGAAAACAAAUACAGAUAAAAAAAAAAAUGAUAAUAAAAAAGAUGAUAAUAUAAUGAAAAAUGAUAAGGAAGAAAAAAAUGAAGAUAGUAGUAAAAGUAAAAAAACAGAAAAUGAUGUAACUAAUAAUAAUGAUACUAAAAAAGCAAGUGAUUAUCAAACUAGCUAUAAAAAGGAUGAUAACUAUUUAUUAUUUAAUAAAAAAAGAUGUUUUAUAGAUUCAUAUGAAGAAACUGAUGAAUCAGAAGAUACUUAUGAUACAGAUGAUUUGUGCGAUUCGAAAGAUCCAGAAAUUGAUGAAGAAACAACAACUGAUGAUAGAAUAAUGAAAGAAAAGGUAGCUAAAGAAAAAGUAGGGAAAGAAAAAAAUGGCAAAAUUUUUGAACAAGAUAACAUAUUUAACAAAAGAGAAAAAAUGUAUAAUAAAAAAAUAAUAAAAAAGAGAAAAAUAAAACGUGAUAGAUAUUUUGGAAGUGAUACUUCAACAGAUGAUUAUAUUGCUUAUAACAGUUGGGAUAGUAGAAAUGGAUAUAAUAAUGUAAGUAAUAAAAAAAAUAAAAGAAAUAUAUUUUCAAAAAAUGUUUACACAAAAAUGUUAGAUAAUCAUUAUGAUAAAUAUAGAAAGCAAAAAUAUUUAUAUGAUAAAUAUAUGAGAAAUCCUAAUUAUAAAGAAAGGAUGUCAAAUAUAAUUAAUAUGAGCAAUAUUCCAUUAUGGAGUAGAAUACCGAAUUUUUCAAACCCAGAUGAAUUUGCAAACAUAUCAAAUUUUCUCUACAUGCUUAACAUGCAUAAUAUUAAUAAUAGAUGUAAAUGCAAUAAUAUAAUAAAUGAUUAUGUAUGUCUAAAUUCGGGAAACCAUUUUAAUGACAAUUAUAUUUUUAAUGAAGAUAAAAUAGGAUUAAAAAAAAGAAAGCUUUAUGAAAAUAAUUCACAUGAAUAUAAUAUGAACAAUUUUAAACAGAUGAGAAAAUCAGAUAGCCAUUUACAAUUUAACUCUUUUAUAUAUAAUAAUAAAAAUGUACCAAAAUUUUAUAACAAUAAUAAUAAUGAGUAUAUAAACUAUAAUGAUGAGGAUUCUAUAGAUAUAAAAAGACAUAUGAAUAAUAUUGAAAAAAAUAAAAAUAUAUAUGGAAAAUCAAAUAGUGAUAUAGGGGAAAAUGAUAAUAAAAUAAAAAAUCGAUAUAUUCAAAGUAUUGAAAGUAAUAGUACCAUGGAUUAUGAAAUAGAUGCAAAAUAUAAAAAGAGUUGCAAAAGAAUUAAUAGCAAUGUUAGUGAUCAUAAUUGGAUUAACAAAGAAAAUUAUAAAAAUAGUAACAGAUCAAAUAUUGAAAUGAUGAAAAGAAAUAAAAAUGGUGAGCAGUUUAUAAAUAAUGACGAAGAAUAUAGUGAAUAUGAAGAAAGAAAAAAAAUCAAAGAACGGAAAAUAAUUGAUAAAAAUAGUGUAUAUCCUGAUCAAAGCUACAUAAAAAAUAAACAAUACUAUUUUAAUGGUGAUAAAGAAUAUGAAACUAACAAAAGGGAUGAAAAUUUAAAUCAUAUAUUAACACCUAUAUGUAAUAAAAUUCCCAUGAAAAAUGAAUUUUAUUCUGAGGAAGAAAAACAAGAGUUUGAUAAUAUUAAUAUUAUUCAAAAAAUAAAUGAAGAUUUUUGUUACUUAAAUAAUAAUGACAAAAUAAAUGUAAUUAAAAUAUUAUGUAGUUAUAGAGCAUAUUUGAAAAAAAUACUAAAUUAUGAAUAUAUGAAACAAGAUUUUUCCUUUGAAGUUGAGACAUGUAUAUUUUAUCUAGAUUAUAUUAAUUAUAAUAAUAAAAAUCGGAAUACCAGGAAAGAUGAGAUACCUGAUAAAAUGAAUAACCAGGAUGAUAGCAGCUAUAGUAGUACAAAUAGUAAUGAAGAUGAAAAUAAUAAUUUGAAUGUAAAUAGUAGAAGUAAAAAUAAUAAUUUAUAUUAUGACAUAGAUAGACUGAAAAGGAACUUAUAUCAAAAUAGGGCAUAUAAUAAUGAUAAAAGGAAUGAUAGUAAUUUCUUGAAAAAUAGAACUAACAAAAAAGGAGACGACCUAUUAUGUAAUCCUUUUAACUUUGUGGAAAAUGAUAAAAAGAAAAAAUUAAUAAAAAAAAUAGCAUCAUAUACUAAUAAAAUAAAAGCAUUACACCAAAUUAUCACAUCAUAUACUAAAAUAAAUUUAUUAAAUAUUGGAAAAAUAAAAAAUUAUAUACAAAUAGCUAAUUGGGUUAAAAAAUAUCCAUAUCAUUUUUAUUAUAAUGAACAGCUACCUGAUGCUGAAGAAGAAACUAAUGAACAAGUCUUACCAUGCUUGAGAGAGAUGGGGAAUGAAAUACAAAAUGGAGGACCAGAAAAAAGUAAAUAUACACACAACAAUGAGAAAAAACCGUUUGAUUUAUUCAAAUAG